Molecule: messenger RNA, 2183 nt
Organism: Physella acuta
Lineage: Eukaryota; Metazoa; Mollusca; Gastropoda; Physidae
Molecular function (GO): protein binding
Source: RefSeq, a predicted model, not a curated record
UGAGCGCCAAGACCCACUUCAUGUACAUGACCAACCACUGCUCCAAGACCCUCCACGUCAACCAGAGCCUGCUCAUCUCCCUCACACCCAAGGAGCAGCUGGCCAGAGACCGGAACAAGGACUUUGUCCACUGCUCCAUGUCAGUCAAUGCCAGCCGGGGCAUGGGCCUGUACGUGCACUUUCUGCAGAUGGGCAUUUCCGCGUCACAGAGUCACAGCGACUACGUCCAUUUGUACUCACUGUUGCCUAGGAAACGUAAAAUGACACCGGAUGGUGGACUGUACGGUCAUCUGGAUAGGUCACUCUUCAUGUUUGAUGAAUCAGGUGCUAAAAUCGAAGAUUACAAAAUCUCUAAGGGCAAUCUGCAGAUAGAAUAUCUGGGGAUACCAACGGUCACUGACCCAGGGUUCCGUGUGCUGGUCACUGUCUACACAGAGUCGAGUGCCAGCCGAGGCUGUCCUGACGGCAUGUUCUCCUGUCCGUACGCGCUCAUUUGCAUCCCCAAGGGCGUGGUGUGUGACGGUCACUUGAACUGUGGGAAGGACGACAGAGGGGACGAGGGCUGUGACAGAAACGACACUGUCACAAAUUUGUUGGCCAGUUAUUCAUUAACAUGGGACAUAAUCGUGGUCAUUUGUCUCCCCCUGCUGGUGUUCGGGGCUAUCACCGCUGGAAUCUUCCUGUUCGCCUGGCGCUACAUAAAGAAAAAAAUCUUAAAGCCGGAAGCACCAGCUGUCCAGUUUAUCCAGGUAAAUGGUGGGCGUGUCAAAAUAAGAACCAGCCAAUCAGAAUCUUCACUCUGCGCGCCACCGUCCUACGAUGACGUCAUGCUCCCCGCCCGGAGAUCCGAACCCCCGCCUGCUUACAGCUCCCUAGACGAGACUUCCGGUGGCGCCGAGGGUAUAGAGUUAAGGAACCUGAAUUUAGACCUAGAGAGCAGUGCAUUCAAUCUCUCUUUCGUCCCCCCGGAAACCCCGCCUGGUCUUGAAGGCGAUAGCUGUGACGCGAUUCAACGCUACAGAAAUCCGCUGACCCCGGAAUACGAACAUUACCGUCUGCACGAAGUUUGGCCUUCAGACACAGACGACGACGAUGAAGAAAUCAAAGCCAAACGCAGAAAAAAGGGCGGGAAAUCGAAAUCGAAAUGCAAAAACCAACUGGAAAAAUCGUCACCAAAUUCCCAGCAGCCGAUUCGAUUUCCCCUUUUCCCCAAAAAAUCGCCGACAGACAUUGUGCCUUAUCAGAACGGCCACACUGCAAGUUCUUCACCGUCUUCCGUCACUGAGCUAUCACCCGACCACCAGCAUUCCAUAGCUUCCUGUUCUUGUCUUCCAAAUGUCGAAUCCAACCUUUCCAAGACUCCCAAACGCCAAAGACAAUCAUCCUGUGUUCCAUCGGCGCCAACCGUUGACAAGACCUGCGUCGGUGACCUGCUGACUGAAUCCUCGCAGUCGGACGCCUCGUCUUCUGGUGCUGAGGCUGACCGGAAAAGCGAAACCGAAAGUAGAUCUACCAGCAAGAGAACUUCCCCUACAGAAUCCAGCAUUUCAAUCCAUGAACAUUCCAGUUCUAAAACUGAACCCAAUAACACAAUCUUACGUCAAGUAGAAGAUGGUGGCUCAGAUUCAGUGAAAGAGCAAGGAAAUCCUACAACCGAUUCACUUACUAACGGAGUUCACAAAACGGCCAAAACGGCAUUGAGAUCAGGCCAGAUGCUUGGUGCAAUGGGAGGGCACGAGUGCGAUCCCCUGCAUCCGCUUGAACACGGCACGUACAAGUGUAACGCGAUGGAGAAAAGUCAGACGUGCGUCAUGGAGUGUCACCAUGGUUACGUCAUACCAAUCACGCAGAGGACUGCAGAUAACAAACGGAUGCGUCUGAAGGACCGAGGCAUCUACAACUGUACGGAGGAGCCCGGUGGUUUUGUUUGGCUGCCGUCCGUAUUCUUCGACUGUGUUGAGGCCGUUGAACCCGAGGACUUUAACUACAUCUACUUCCUCACCAUCACCCCCGCCCAACCCUGCACACAGCAGGCAGACAGUGCCGGGCAGAGGGCAGAUAUCAGACACAGCCUACACAACACAACGAUACAGCACAUGUGUGAGGAGGCGGGGUGUGUCCUCAACAUCUCCAUGACAUGUGUCAAUGGCAGCUGGGAGACCUAUCUGCUGUUUACUACUUAG